GUUAGGUAGGCAAACCGAAGAAGCGACAAAAGAAGAGUCGUCUGUAGUAACGAACGACAAUGAUCGUAAAUAUGGUUAUCUAGAAAAAUUAAGUCAAUUUGUAAGGCUUCAUGAACGACGAUUCUUUGUAUUUACUCAGGAAGGUUUCUUGAAAUACUAUAAAGACGAGAAAGAUGAUACGGAGCCUAAAGAAAUUAAGAUCGCUCGUGAAGUUCAAAUAAGAACUAUUGAUGACAGAAGUUUUGCUUUCGAAAUUGAAACCAAAACAAGGACCUAUAAACUUAUUGCUUCGACGGAGAAAGAGCGAGACGAAUGGGUCUCCAUUCUCAAUGAAUACAGGAAUUCCCUUCCUGAAUCUGAAGAAAAAUAA
Acaulospora colombiana is the source of this 370-nucleotide messenger RNA. NCBI's taxonomy places the organism in Eukaryota, Fungi, Glomeromycota, Glomeromycetes, Diversisporales, Acaulosporaceae. The record is from the annotation of a GenBank genome assembly.